Molecule: messenger RNA, 2359 nt
Organism: Salmo salar (Atlantic salmon)
Lineage: Eukaryota; Metazoa; Chordata; Actinopteri; Salmoniformes; Salmonidae
Product: CDK5 and ABL1 enzyme substrate 1
Biological process (GO): regulation of cell cycle; nervous system development
Cellular component (GO): cytosol
Source: RefSeq, a predicted model, not a curated record
AAGCCUAUUGGUCCAAUUUUUCCCCUGCUGCCACAAUACUGCAGACACGUAACCAUCCUGUUUUUAGUCAGUUUAAGCUUGCACUUAAAAUACAAAGCUUUGAUAUUUGCUACCUACAUAAGCACACUUUUAAUGUCAUCUUGACAAAACCUCUGCUCGCCGAUUCGAAUCGCUGGAAGUUGACCAUGGCGGCUGCCACGAGCAGCAAUACAUCCACAACCACGCUUCAGAUAAAGCAUUCCAGUAUCGAGCAUACGCGGAAACGCAUAGACCCUCGGAGGAGACAAGCCGCACUCUCUUUUCUCAGUAACAUUUCUUUGGAUGGUCGACCGGUGCAAGAUGAUGCCGACAAUCAGAUCGAAGAGGAUAAUUCAAUUGAGUCGAGGACUAGACAGAGCCUGGUUUCUGCAGCAGAGCGUCCGCUGUACGCGGCUGGCAGUGGCACAGGGGUAGCGACCCCCACCGCCACCCAGGCGCUCGCUAUUGCAAACCAGGCUCUGAUUGCUAACGCACGAGAUAGUUUUGGGAUUGGUCCCGCCGCUGCAGCUCAAGCGUGUACAGAUCCGGAAGGGGAUGCUUUCGGCCCUUCGAUUUUCAGUUCGCCUUUCUCUGCAGUACCAGCCGCGAUUAGAGGCAGGCUUCAGACCUACACUCAGGGAGUUGUGCCUGCUGCCUACUCCAGGCAGGCUUCCCAAGGCUUCUGUUUGGAGGGAGGACAGAUAGCCAACUCUGUCCUGGAGCUGCAGAGAUCAAGACGGAGGCUCAUCUCUCAGCGAUCCUCCUUGGAGACACUGGAAGACAUUGAGGAGAACGCCCCUCUACGCAGAUGCAGAACCCUCUCAGGUUCACCCCGACCAAAGAGCUUCAAAAAGGUCCACUUCAUCAAGAACAUGAGGCAACAUGAUAUGCGCAAUGGAAGGAUAGUCCUAAUCAGUGGCAGAAGAUCCUUGUAUAGUGUAUUUUCUGUCCUGCCCUAUCGAGAUUGUAGCCAAGCAGGGGAUGUGAAACUGGAAAGCGGGCGGCAGCGUCACCCCUCAGGCGGGGUCAGUGCCAAGGAGAUGGUGAUCGGGCUGGAGGGAGUGGAGCUGGGGGCCUAUGGAAAGACUGUAUCAUACACCCAGUUCCUGUACCCCACCAACGCCCUGGGCAGCGGACGCAGGAACACCAUCGACUCCACUUCAUCCAUCUCUCAGUCUCGUAACGCCAGCCACCGCAGCCUCAGCUUAGGCCGGGCCAACAGCAAUCAGAGCAGCAUCGACACAGGGAAUGAUCUGGGGGACUUGAUCCGGGAGUAUGACCCCAAUCUGUUGGACGAUCCCCAAUGGCCGUGUGGGAAGCACAAGAGAGUCCUCAUCUUCCCCUCCUACAUGACUACAGUCAUAGAGUACGUCAAGCCUUCUGACCUCAAGAAGGACAUGAAUGAGACGUUCAAGGAGAAGUUCCCCUACAUACGGUUGACCCUCAGCAAAAUCAGGAGUCUGAAGAGAGAGAUCCGUAAAUUGGCCCAGGAAGAGUGUGGCUAUGAGGAACCCACCGUAGCCAUGGCCUUCGUCUACUUCGAGAAGCUGGUCCUCCAGGGGAAACUCAACAAGCAGAACCGCAAACUCUGCGCCGGUGCCUGCGUCCUGCUUGCUGCCAAGAUUGGCGGAGACCUCAAGAAGCACGAGGUCAAGCAGCUCAUAGACAAACUGGAGGAGAGGUUUCGUGUGAACAGGAGAGAGCUGAUAGCCUUUGAGUUCCCUGUGCUUGUAGCCCUGGAGUUCAACCUGUACCUGCCUGAGCACGAGGUCAUGCCCCACUACAGACGCCUCAUCCAGACCUCCUAGCAUUAGUGACCCGUCAGGGGGAGCACCUAGACCAUGCCCUUCUGAUCCAGGACCAGAAUCUACACCACACCCUCCUCCCCACCCCGCCACUGGGUGCCACGACCAUGUCUCCUCUCUGCAGCCUGGGGAUCCAUUAUGGACCGUGAUGUUGGAGCUCCACUACACUCCACUGCAGGCCACAUUCAAAUGUUCAUUUUCAGAUCAAGACUUGAAAGCAGCCAAAGUGACACGUAUUUCCAUACACGUAUUCUUACUUCAACAUUUUUCUCAGACUUUUACUCCUACAUUCGACACUAGCUACAUCUUCAAAAGACUUACACUACCAUUCAAAAGUUUGGGGUCACUUACAAAUUUCCUUGUUUUUGAAAGAAAAGCGAAUUUUUUGGUCCAUUUAAAAUAACAUUAAAUUGAUCAGAAAUACAGUGUAGACAUUGUUAAUGUUGUCUAUUGUACUAUUGUAGCUGGAAAUGACAGAUAAAAAAAAUGAAAAUGGAAUAUCUACAUAGGCGUACAGAGGCCCAUUAUCAGCAACC